This is a messenger RNA of Trypanosoma rangeli, 465 nucleotides long. RefSeq lists its product as uncharacterized. The record is from RefSeq and is a predicted model, not a curated record. Bases 1 to 465 code for a protein of 154 amino acids. Lineage: Eukaryota; Euglenozoa; Kinetoplastea; Trypanosomatida; Trypanosomatidae. The transcript has a single exon.
AUGACCUUUAAAGUGCGCCUACGUGCCGCUCAAACGUUAUACCCGAGCAGCCCCUUGGCGAGGCAACAGCUGCACCCAUCCCAGCCGAUGCCGCACCGCCUAGAACUGAACGCGGGCACGCCGCUGCUCGCUGAAGCCUUCGUCCGCCACUGGGGUCACCCCGGCGCAACCUCUCCGAGAGCCGGCUAUUCACUACGAAAAGACCGACGGUGCACCGCCAACUGCCCUGAUGGACCCUCGGCUUGUCGGCGUGGCAAAAGACGCCAGGGAAUACCACAGAGAGGCAAAAUCGUUGUUUUUUUUCUUUUUUUGCUUCGUCCACGGCUCAAAGGCCACCAGCAAUGGCAACUCAAUUGCGGGGAAUGUGGCAAGCAAAAGUGUGGUAAAAAGCCGUUGGGCCAUUCAGCCGUGGCUGGCCAAUUUACCUCAGAAAGUGUGCGAUGCGGCGUGUGCGGGAGGCGGUAA